CCUGGUAUAUUUCUUGCGAUUGCGUCGGUAGCCUUGUUCAUCCUGCCACUGGCUGGACGGCGGCGGCUCCCUCCAGGCCCGAAGCCGCUGCCGAUCUUCCGUAACAUGCUGAUGGCCGACCAGCUGACUCACCGUGCUCUGGCGGCGCUGGCGAAGCAGCACGGGGGGUUGGUGCACCUCCGCCUGGGCUGCCUCCCUAUCUUGGUGGUGUCCACACCGGAGUACGCGCACGAGGUGCUCCAGGCGCAGGACAACAAUGACUUCUGGAAGCGUCCAACCUCCAUCGCCAUCCUCUACCUCACCUACGGCUGCUCCGACAUGGCAUUCGCGCACAACAGGCGCUACUGGCGCGAGAUGCGCAAGCUGUGCGUCACCAAGCUCUUCAGCCGGCAGCGCGCCGAGACAUGGCUCGCCGUGCGCGACGGGUAUGGGGAGCUCAUCCGGGACGUCGGCAGGUCCAGCGGGGAAGCCGUGAACCUCGGCGAACUCAUCUACAAGCACACCGUGAGCGUCAUCCUGCGUGCCGCCUUCAGCGUCCGCGACGUCCAAGGACUGGAGGAGUUGAUCCCCAAGAUCAACGAUUACUCCAAGCUCUUAGAAGUGUUUCACAUCGGUGACAUCUUCCCAUGGCUUAGCUGGAUUGGCCGCCGGGGCUUGGACCACCGCCUCCGUUCUGUGUGCGGCGCUCUCGGCAAGUUUGCGGACAAGAUCAUUAACGAGCACAUUAGGAGGGGAAAGAACCCCGACGAAGCCGACGCUGACAUAGUAGGCGGCCUACUCGCGUUCCUCGCUGAUGCCAGCGGGAAGGACCUCCACUUCACCCGCGACAACGUUAAAGGCCUGAUCAUGGAUAUGUUGUUUGGUGGGCCGGACAAUGUGGGCUUUACCAUUGAGUGGGCAAUGGCCGAGAUGAUUUGUUGCCCUGACAUUCUUCUGCAGCUGCAACGGGCGCUCGCUGACAUUGUGGGGCUUGACCGGAUGGUCGACGAAACGGAUCUUGGCAAGCUCCCUUUCCUUCAGUGUGUCGUCAAGGAGACGCUCCGGAUGCACCCGCCAAUCCCGGUUGUCCUCCACGGGACCACCAAAGAUUGUGUCCUCGGUGGCUACUCAGUGCCCAGGGGCUCAUGUAUCUUCAUCAACGCGUGGGCAAUCAACCAUGAUUGUGAGAUGUGGAAUGACCCUGACACAUUCCGGCCAUCGAGGUUCAUGCCCAAUGGGGAGGCCAUCGGCCUGGAUCUCAAGGGUGGUUGCUACGAGUUCUUGUCAUUCGGUUUUGGAAGGCGCUCAUGCCCAGGGCAGGGGCUUAGCCAGCAUACAGUGGAGUUUGCUGUAGCACAGCUCGUGCACGGGUUCAACUGGAAGCUACCCGGUGACAUGAAGCCGAUGGAGCUUGACAUGACCGAAACGAUCGGUGCCACUGUGUCACGCGCCACACGGCUUUGGGCGGUGCCCACACCCCGCCUCACCUGUCCUUUGUAAUAUUUCACCAUAGACAUAUCGUUGUGAUGCCCUAUAUAGGUGGAACUACCAAUCAUGAAACUAUGUUCUAGACUUCAGAUACAAACAUGUAAA
Molecule: messenger RNA, 1572 nt
Organism: Triticum aestivum (bread wheat)
Lineage: Eukaryota; Viridiplantae; Streptophyta; Magnoliopsida; Poales; Poaceae
Product: cytochrome P450 84A1
Exons: 2
Molecular function (GO): oxidoreductase activity, acting on paired donors, with incorporation or reduction of molecular oxygen; iron ion binding; heme binding
Source: RefSeq, a predicted model, not a curated record